AUGUCCGCAAAGCAGCAUCCAUUUCUCAGAGGGCUUUCUGAGCUUCUGCCUUACCCAUCUGCCCUGCAAUCCGUCCCUCACAAUCAGCCGGAGACUUGGUUUGACUUAAAGCAGCCUUCGCUGUGGAUCAUCAUUGGCUCUAUAAUCUUCAACCCAUUGUUUUGGAAUAUCGUGGCUCGUCAAGAAUAUCACAACAAGCUACUCACCAAGCUAGCUGGUGGCCGCCCAUAUCUUGGCUGCUACUUGCUUGCUUUUACUAUCUUCUCUCUGGGUAUUCUGCGCGAUCACCUCUUCCAACAAGCAUUGGCCGCUCAGCCAAAUCUUGUUCCACAUCCAGACUACCCAACUGCCCAUAUUGUCCUCGCUUUUGUGCUCUUCUUCACCGGUCAAUUGCUGGUCAUUACUUCAAUGUUCGCAUUAGGUGUUACUGGAACUUAUUUAGGUGACUACUUUGGUAUUCUCAUGAGUCAUCGCGUCACUACCUUUCCUUUCAACGUCGUGGAAGAUCCAAUGUACAUUGGAAGCACACUCUGUUUCUUGGGCACUUCUCUGUGGUUCAGGUCACCAGCUGGUUUGGCAAUCAGUUUGUUUGUCUUCAUAGUCUAUCAAGUCGCUCUCAGCUUUGAAGGCCCAUUCACUGCCAUGAUUUAUACGGCAAAGGAUAAGAAGUCAGAGAAAGCACCAACAAUUGCAGCGGCAGAGCCUUCAGAACCAUCUCAAAAUAGCUCACCUGCUUACAGAACCAGAAGUCGUGCCAGAAAGGUUAUUGACGAGUAA
Messenger RNA from Wallemia ichthyophaga EXF-994, 777 nucleotides. RefSeq names its product Methylene-fatty-acyl-phospholipid synthase. Bases 1 to 777 code for a protein of 258 amino acids. Gene Ontology annotation, biological process: phosphatidylcholine biosynthetic process. Gene Ontology annotation, molecular function: S-adenosylmethionine-dependent methyltransferase activity. The transcript is spliced from 5 exons. The record is from RefSeq and is a predicted model, not a curated record. NCBI's taxonomy places the organism in Eukaryota, Fungi, Basidiomycota, Wallemiomycetes, Wallemiales, Wallemiaceae.